Pomacea canaliculata is the source of this 3110-nucleotide messenger RNA. Its product is annotated as phosphoenolpyruvate carboxykinase, cytosolic [GTP]-like. Gene Ontology annotation, molecular function: GTP binding; manganese ion binding; phosphoenolpyruvate carboxykinase (GTP) activity. NCBI's taxonomy places the organism in Eukaryota, Metazoa, Mollusca, Gastropoda, Architaenioglossa, Ampullariidae. Gene Ontology annotation, biological process: propionate catabolic process; cellular response to glucose stimulus; hepatocyte differentiation. The record is from RefSeq and is a predicted model, not a curated record. Gene Ontology annotation, cellular component: cytosol.
UCGUGUAAAGGAGCAUGUGAACAUAUUAAAAGCCGAAAACUCAGCAAACAAUUAAAUAACAAGUAUAUAAAUAGUGGUGAUAUCCAGUCUGGCCAGGUUUUACUUGUAGGCUGGCUGCGUAAUUGCAGUAACAGCCAAGACGCAGUAAAUGUCGCGUUACUUUUCACCAACACCAUAUUGUUCGACCGGCUCAGCCUUGUGACGUCAGCCGGGAAAACGCCUGCGUUGACCUCCCCUUGUCUGGCCUUUGAACGUAACAGUCAGAGUGAACGGCUAUCUUACAUGGAUUUAUUCCUCUUCAAGUGGUGGAGCCCUUCCCCCCCACACACACCCGGGGCCCUUCCCCCACCACCCUGGCAAUGCUGUGUAUUUAAAGGAGGGGGAAGGAGAGAAGGAACCAUUCAGUAUUCGACCUCAGCACCUGGCUACUGAUGUGUUCAUAGCGCUCACACAAUCUUUGGACUUACCUGUUUAUCUUGCCUACACCUUCAUCACCUACCAACCAUGCCUGAAAGAAGAGAAUCGGAGAGUCAGAAUGAUAAAGGCACUGACCUCUCUGAAGAGGCUAUGUCGAAGACAGACUCUCAGACGGAGCUGAGCAAACGAUUAGCCAAUAAGAUUACGUCACACCAGCCUAGCAUCCGGGUAAUCUACGGUGACCUGUCACAACUUCCAAAUAAGGUCCGCCACUUUGUGGAAGAACACGUUAAGCUGUGCAAGCCCGACACCAUCCACAUCUGUGAUGGCUCGGAGCGAGAGAACGACCUGCUGCUCUACGUGCUGCAGCGGGACGGCAUGAUCAAGCGCGUGCCCAAGUUCGAGAACUGCUGGUUGUCAAGAACAGAUCCCGCUGACGUGGCGCGAGUGGAGCGACUGACCUACAUCGCCACGGAGAUACAGCGAGAUACAGUUCCCACCCCCAAACAUGGCGCCAAGUGCCAGCUGGGCAACUGGAUGUGCACCGAAGACAUGGACCACGAGCUCAACAUGAGGUUCCCCAACUGUAUGAAAGGUCGCACCAUGUUCGUGAUCCCAUUCAGCAUGGGUCCUGUGGGGUCGCCAUUGUCAAAGAUCGGUGUCCAGCUGACAGACUCGGCAUAUGUCGUGGUCAGCAUGCGUAUAAUGACCCGGAUAGGAGAUAAAGUGCUGGAGGCCUUGGGCGACAACGCCUUCGUCAAAUGCGUUCAUUCUGUGGGCCGGCCUUUGCCCACGACAGCUACUCUUCAGAACAACUGGCCAUGUGACCCCAAGAUGAUUAUGGUGGCCCACCUGCCCGAACGCAAUGAAAUCUGUUCUUACGGAAGUGGCUACGGCGGCAACUCACUGCUGGGCAAAAAGUGUCUGGCUCUUCGACUGGGCUCCAUCCUGGGCCACAGGGAAGGCUGGCUGGCAGAACACAUGCUGAUCCUCGGCGUGGAGAACACACUAACCGGCGAGAAGCGUUACAUAGCUGCGGCCUUCCCCAGCGCGUGCGGCAAAACCAACAUGGCGAUGAUGAAGCCCACCUUGCCCCACAUCAAGGUCACGUGUGUGGGAGAUGACAUCGCGUGGAUGAGGUUCGACUCAGAAGGACGUCUCAGGGCCAUUAACCCUGAAAAUGGCUUCUUCGGUGUUGCACCUGGCACAUCGAGCAAAACGAAUUUCUUCGCCAUGCAGAUGAUUCAGCACAACACCAUCUUCACCAACGUUGCUCAGACCAGUGAUGGUGGGGUCUUCUGGGAAGGUCUGGAGGAUGAAAUAGAACCAGGUGUUAAAAUUACCUCUUGGCUGGGAGACGAUGAUUGGAACAAAGACUCCAGACAAAGGAAAGCUGCUCACCCUAAUUCCAGGUUCUGCACGCCGGCUACUCAGUGCCCUAUCUUGGACCCUGCCUGGGAAGACCGAGGUGUUCCGAUUGAUGCCAUCAUUUUUGGAGGUCGAAGGCCAACCGGCGUACCCUUGGUGUACGAAGCUUUUAACUGGCAGCACGGAGUUUUCGUCGGCGCCUCGAUGAGAUCAGAGGCCACUGCCGCAGCAGAACACAAAGCAUCUUUGCUGAUGCGACCCUUCGCCAUGCGCCCUUUCUUCGGCUACAACUUCGGCGAAUACCUGCACCAUUGGCUCUCCUUCGGCAAGGACGCCAAGAAUAAACUCCCCAAGAUCUUCCACGUGAACUGGUUCCGUAAGGACAAGAACGGAAAGUUCUUGUGGCCAGGAUUCGGCGAAAACUGUCGCGUGCUGGACUGGGUGAUGAAGCGCAUCAACAACGAGGACGUGGCGCAAUCCACUCCCAUUGGCCUGGUGCCCAAGCCUGAAGCUCUGAACUUGGAGAAUCUGGAGAAUGAGAACAUCGACAUGGAAGCUCUCUUCAAUGUGCCCUUGGACUUCUGGGAAAACGAAGUCAACGCCAUCUACAAGUACUUUGAUGAACAGGUUAACGAGGACCUUCCCAAGGCCAUCAUGCAAGAGCUCAAGGCUCUGGAGGCCCGAGUCGUCAGCUACUAGAGGGAUGCCGUCACGGACAUCUUCACUGAACCUGAUCACAGCCUUCAGCCCACGUGAACCAAGAACUUUGAACUCUAAACCUUCAGUCCAUCCCAGUGGGAAACGCGAAACCCGGUGAAAAGUGGUUCCACCUCGUAGUCUGAAGGACACAUUCCAAUCACAAUUUUUAAUCCAGUAUACUAUGCCUGGCGUUUAUACUCGUUUCUGAAGAAAAAUUUCAUGCGACCUUUUAACAUAAUUUUCUGCACUUAAUAAACUGAGGGUGAGAAGUUGGGGAGCAGGGUGCUGGGUGGUUGAUGGCGAACCGUUCCUCGUGCCCUAUUUCUGUCGCUUAAAAAUGAUUGGACAAAUGUGAUCAGGUGAUCACAAGAAAAGACACUUUUUUGCAGACCGUGAUUAAAUCAUAGCCUGCAGUACUUGCGUAUUGCUGUACAAACUAAAAGUAUGAAAGACUGUGCAAGAGGAUAAAUGUGAGGAAAUGUUUUUGUGUGCAUAACCGGAGAGAGAGAAACUCUUAAAACAACGGUCUUUUUUAUGAUUCGUACUAUUGUGUACACUGGUUCAUUUUAGAGCCAUCUUUAAUUACAUGCUUUACAAAAGAAAAACUAUUGACGCGUGACAAAAGA